GUCAGACAUCGUGGCUAUAAAAUGGUUUGACAGACUCUGUGGAAGAAUUGACAAGAAUAACUUAUGUCUAUUUGGGGUGAUGGGGUUCAGUCAAGUGGCUGCAGUGCUGCUGUUGGUCGUGGUGUUUGGCUGUGUUAGUGAUGCUUGGAUGUCCAGAUGGUUUUAUCCAAGAUCGGGGUUUCUGCAUGACGAUGAAGUUUCAGCACAGUUUGACACUCAGAAGCGAGUGCAAGAAGACCCUGUGGGAGAGGACCCUGUGGGACAAGAACCUAGCGAGCCCGUUGUCGUUCCUGUGGGGCAGGAACCCGGCAUCGAAACUAGCCAGGCUGAAGACCCUGAGAGCUUCCAGUCCAAGCAGACAUUUGAGAACCCUCUGACUUGGCUCUAUCCUACGAUUGAGAAGCAUGUGCGCAAUUCUACAGCGUUUCAGCGGCUAAAGCAGGUGGCAGCCUACGGUGUGGUGGCCUGGUGUGGGAAAAGUCUGGUCCGUGUGGAGGUGAAACAGGAACUUCUGGGGAUUGGCCGGCUCGUCCAGCCAGAGCGUAUCACUCUAGGAGGCUGUGCUGCCAUUGAGGAGGAUGCUGAAGCUCUUGUGCUCACAUUUGAAUCAGAGCUGCAUGGCUGUGGCAGUGAGCUGACGAUGACUGAGGAUGUGCUGAUCUACACCUUCAGUCUUGUCUAUGAGCCAAAACCUCUUGCUAACAUUUCUAUAUUGAACACCAGUAAAGCUAUGGUUGAUAUUGAGUGCCACUACUUGAGGAAUCAUGAAGUAAGCAGCAAUUCCCUGAAGUAUGCUGUAGAACCUAGCAAUCCUGCGGGCCGAGAACCUAGCCAGGUUGUUAUAAAGCCUGUGGUAGAGCCUGUGGGCCGGGAACCUAGCAUAGAGCCUGUGGGCCAGGAACCUAGUGAGCAGCCUGUGGGCCAUGAUCCGGUUGGAAAGCCUGGACAGGAACAUAGCAAGCUUUUGGGUCUAGAAACUAGCAAGCCUGUGGGCCAGGCAGCUGGAGGGCAGCCUGUGGGCCAGGCAGCUGGAGGGCAGCCUGUGGGCCAGGCAGCUGGAGGGCAGCCUGUGGGCCAGGCAGCUGGAGGGCAGCCUGUGGGCCAGGCAGCUGGAGGGCAGCCUGUGGGCCAGGCAGCUGGAGGGCAGCCUGUGGGCCAGGCAGCUGGAGGGCAGCCUGUGGGCCAGGCAGCUGGAGGGCAGCCUGCUGGCGAGCCAUUGGGUAAGGAACCAAGUGAGAUUUUGGGUAAUGAACCGAGUGAGCAACCUGUGGGCCAGGAACCUAGUGAGCAGCCUGUGGGUCAGGAACCUAGCCAGCCUGUGGCCCAAGAGCCUGUGAGCCAGGAACCUGUUGGAGAGCAUCCUGUUGGCGAGCUUGUGGGCCAAGAACCAAGCCAGCAGCCUGUGGGCCAGGAAACAAGCGAGCCUGUGGGCCAGGAACCUGGAGAGCAGCCUGUGGGCCAGGAACCUGUUGGCGAGCAUCCUGUUGGCCAGCCUUUGGGCAAGGAACCUAGCGAUCCUUUAGGCCAAGAGUCUAGUGAGCAUGUUGGAGAGCCUGUUGGCCAAGAUUCUAGCGAGCCUGUGGGCCAGGGACCUAGUGAGCCUGUGGGCCAGGGGCCUAGUGCGCAGCCUGUUGGCGAGCCAUUGGGUAAGGUACCUAGCGAGCAGCCUGUGGGCCAGGAACCUAGCGAGCAGCCUGUGGGUCAGGAACCUAGCCACCCUGUAGGUCAGGAACCUAGCCACCCUGUAGGUCAGGAACCUAGCCACCCUGUGGCCCAAGAGCCUGUGGACCAUGAACCUGGAGAGCAGCCUGUGAGCCAGGAACCUGUUGGAGAGCAUCCUGUUGGCGAGCCUUUGGGCCAAGAACCUAUUGAGCCUGUGGGCCAGUCACCUGUUGGAGAGGAGCCUGUGGGCCAUGAGCCUGUGGGCCAAGAACGUAGUGAGCCUGUGGGCCAUGAACCUAGCGAGCCUGUGGGCUAUGAACUUGGAGAGAAACCUGUGGACCAAGAACCUAGUGAGCCUGUGGGCCAGCAACCUGUUGGAGAGGAGCCUGUGGGCCAUGAGCCUGUGGGCCAAGAACGUAGUGAGCCUGUGGGCCAUGAACCUAGUGAGCCUGUGGGAGAGCAGCCUGUGGGCCAGGAACCAAGUGAGAUUUUAGGUAAUGAACCUAGCGAGCAGCCUGUGGACCAGGAACCUAGCCAGCCUGUGGCCCAAGAGCCUGUGGGCCAUGAACCUGGAGAGAAGCCUGUGAGCCAGGAACUUGUUGGAGAGCAUCAUGUUGGCCAGCCUUUGGGCCAGGAAGCUAGCGAUCCUUUAGGCCAAGAGUCUAGUGACCAUGUUGGAGAGCCUGUUGGCCAAGUUUCUAGUGAGCCUUUGGACCAAGAACCUAGUGAGCAUGUAGGAGAGCCUGUGGGCCAGUCACCUGGUGAGCAGCCUGUUGGCUAUGAACCUGGAGAGCAACCUGUGGGCCAGGAACAAAGCCAGCAGCCUGUUGGCGAGCCUUUUGGCCAAGAACCUAGUGAGCAUGUUGGAGAGCUUGUGGGCCAUGAACCUGGAGAGCAGCAUGUGGGCCAGGAACCAAGCGAGCAGCCUGUGGCCCAAGAGCCUGUGGGCCAUGAACCUGUAGAGCAGCCUGUGAGCCAGCAGCCUGUUGGUGAGCCUUUGGGCCAAGAACCUAGUGAGCAUUUUGGAGAGCCUGUGGGCCAGCAACCUGUUGGGGAGCAGCCUGUGGGCCAGGAACCUAGCGAGCAGCCUGUGGGCCAGGAACCUAGCCACCCUGUGGCCCAAGAGCCUGUGGACCAUGAACCUGGAGAGCAGCCUGUGAGCCAGGAACCUGUUGGAGAGCAGCCUGUUGGCGAGCUUUUGGGCUAUGAACCUAGUGAGCAUGUAGGAGAGCCUGUGGGCCAGUCACCUGGUGAGCAGCCUGUUGGCUAUGAACCUGGAGAGCAACCUGUGGACCAAAAACCUAGUGAGCCUGUGGGCCAGCAACCUGUUGGAGAGGAGCCUGUGGGCCAUGAGCCUGUGGGCCAAGAACGUAGUGAGCCUGUGGGCCAAGAACGUAGUGAGCCUGUGGGCCAAGAACGUAGUGAGCCUGUGGGCCAAGAACGUAGUGAGCCUGUGGGCCAUGAACCUAGCGAGCCUGUGGGCUAUGAACUUGGAGAGAAACCUGUGGACCAAGAACCUAGUGAGCCUGUGGGCCAGCAACCUGUUGGAGAGGAGCCUGUGGGCCAUGAGCCUGUGGGCCAAGAACGUAGUGAGCCUGUGGGCCAUGAACCUAGUGAGCCUGUGGGAGAGCAGCCUGUGGGCCAGGAACCAAGUGAGAUUUUAGGUAAUGAACCUAGCGAGCAGCCUGUGGACCAGGAACCUAGCCAGCCUGUGGCCCAAGAGCCUGUGGGCCAUGAACCUGGAGAGAAGCCUGUGAGCCAGGAACUUGUUGGAGAGCAUCAUGUUGGCCAGCCUUUGGGCCAGGAAGCUAGCGAUCCUUUAGGCCAAGAGUCUAGUGACCAUGUUGGAGAGCCUGUUGGCCAAGUUUCUAGUGAGCCUUUGGACCAAGAACCUAGUGAGCAUGUAGGAGAGCCUGUGGGCCAGUCACCUGGUGAGCAGCCUGUUGGCUAUGAACCUGGAGAGCAACCUGUGGGCCAGGAACAAAGCCAGCAGCCUGUUGGCGAGCCUUUUGGCCAAGAACCUAGUGAGCAUGUUGGAGAGCUUGUGGGCCAUGAACCUGGAGAGCAGCAUGUGGGCCAGGAACCAAGCGAGCAGCCUGUGGCCCAAGAGCCUGUGGGCCAUGAACCUGUAGAGCAGCCUGUGAGCCAGCAGCCUGUUGGUGAGCCUUUGGGCCAAGAACCUAGUGAGCAUUUUGGAGAGCCUGUGGGCCAGCAACCUGUUGGGGAGCAGCCUGUGGGCCAGGAACCUAGCGAGCAGCCUGUGGGCCAGGAACCUAGCCACCCUGUGGCCCAAGAGCUUGUGGACCAUGAACCUGGAGAGCAGCCUGUGAGCCAGGAACCUGUUGGAGAGCAGCCUGUUGGCGAGCUUUUGGGCUAUGAACCUAGUGAGCAUGUAGGAGAGCCUGUGGGCCAGUCACCUGGUGAGCAGCCUGUUGGCUAUGAACCUGGAGAGCAACCUGUGGACCAAAAACCUAGUGAGCCUGUGGGCCAGCAACCUGUUGGAGAGGAGCCUGUGGGCCAGGAACAAAGCCAGCAGCCUGUUGGCGAGCCUUUUGGCCAAGAACCUAGUGAGCAUGUUGGAGAGCUUGUGGGCCAUGAACCUGGAGAGCAGCAUGUGGGCCAGGAACCAAGCGAGCAGCCUGUGGCCCAAGAGCCUGUGGGCCAUGAACCUGUAGAGCAGCCUGUGAGCCAGCAGCCUGUUGGUGAGCCUUUGGGCCAAGAACCUAGUGAGCAUUUUGGAGAGCCUGUGGGCCAGCAACCUGUUGGGGAGCAGCCUGUGGGCCAGGAACCUAGCGAGCAGCCUGUGGGCCAGGAACCUAGCCACCCUGUGGCCCAAGAGCCUGUGGACCAUGAACCUGGAGAGCAGCCUGUGAGCCAGGAACCUGUUGGAGAGCAGCCUGUUGGCGAGCUUUUGGGCUAUGAACCUAGUGAGCAUGUAGGAGAGCCUGUGGGCCAGUCACCUGGUGAGCAGCCUGUUGGCUAUGAACCUGGAGAGCAACCUGUGGACCAAAAACCUAGUGAGCCUGUGGGCCAGCAACCUGUUGGAGAGGAGCCUGUGGGCCAUGAGCCUGUGGGCCAAGAACAUAGUGAGCCUGUGGGCCAAGAACCUAAUGCGCCUGUGGGAGAGCAGCCUUUGGGCCAAGAACCUAGUGAGCAUGUUGGAGAGCUUGUGGACCAUGAACCUGGAGAGCAGCAUGUGGGCCAAGAACCAAGUGAGAUUUUGGGUAAUGAAUUCAGCGAGCCUGUGGGCCAGGAUCCUAGCGAGCAGCCUGUGGCCCAAGAGCCUGUGGGCCAGGAACCAAGUGACAUUUUGGGUAAUGAACCUAGCGAGCAGCCUGUGGGCCAUGAACCUGGAGAGCAGCCUGUGAGCCAGGAACCUGUUGGAGAGCAUCCUGUUGACCAGCCUUUGGGCAAGGAACCUAGCGAUCCUUUAGGCCAAGAGUCUAGUGAGCAUAUUGGAGAGCAACCUGUUGAAGAGCUGCCUGUGGGCCAGGAACAAAGCCAGCAGCCUGUUGGCGAGCCUUUGGGCCAAGAACCUAGUGAGCAUGUUGGAGAGCUUGUGGGCCAUGAACCUGGAGAGCAGCAUGUGGGCCAAGAACCAAGCCAGCAGCCUGUGGGCCAGGAACCGAGCGAGCCUGUGGGCCAGGAACCAAGUGAGAUUUUGGGUAAUGAACUCAGCGAGCCUGUGGGCCAGGAUCCUAGCGAGCAGCCUGUGGCCCAAGAGCCUGUGGGACAUGAACCUGUAGAGCAGCCUGUGCGCCAGGAACCUGUUGGAGAGCAGCCUGUGGGCGAGCCUUUGGGCCAAGAGCCUAGUGAGCAUGUUGGGGAGCCUGUGGGCCAGCAUCCUGUUGGAGAGCAGCUUGUGGGCCAGGAACUUAGCCAGCAGCCUGUUGGUGAGCCUUUGGGCCAAGAACCUAGUGAGCAUGUUGGAGAGCCUGUGGGCCAGCAACCUGUUGGGGAGCAGCCUGUGGGCCAGGAACCUAGCGAGCAGCCUGUGGGCCAGGAUCCUGUUGGAUUGCCUUUGGGCCAGAAACCUAUCCAGGAUGAAGACCCUGAGAGCUCCCAGUCCAAGCAGGCGUCUGAGAACCCUUUGACUUGGAGCUAUCCUGAAGUUGCAAAGCCUGAGCACAGGCCUACUGUGUCUGAGCGGCUGAAGCAGGUGGCGGCCAACAGUGUGUCGGCUCAGUGUGGGGAGAGUGUGGUCCGGGUGCAGGUGAACCAGGACCUGCUGGGGAUUGGCCGGCUCAUACAGCCAGAGCGUAUCACUCUAGGAGGUUGUGCUGCCACUGAGGAGGACGCUGAAGCUCAUGUGAUCACCUUUGAAUCAGAGCUGCAUGGCUGUGGCAGUGAGCUGAAGAUGACUGAGGAUGUGCUGAUCUACACCUUCACGCUUGUCUAUGAGCCAAAACCUCUUGCUAACACUUCUAUAGUGAAAACCAGUGCAGCUAUGGUUGAUAUUGAGUGCCACUACUUGAGGAAUCACGAUGUGAGCAGCAAUGCCCUGAAGCCAAACUGGAUCCCCAACAUUUCCAACAUGGUGAAAGAGGAACUCCUCUACUUCUCCCUGAGGUUAAUGACUGCUGACUGGCAGUUUGAGAGGCCCUCCAAACAUUACUAUCUUGGUGACAUGAUCAACAUGGAAGCCUCGGUCAUGCCGUACCACCACGUUCCCCUCCGUGUCUUUGUGGACCGCUGUGUCGCCACCUUGGCGCCUAAUGUCCACACUGUCCCUAGAUAUUCUUUCAUUGAGGACCAUGGGUGUCUGGUUGAUGCCAAGUUGACCGGCUCCAGCUCCCAGUUCCUGUCCAAAUCCCAGGAUGACAAGAUCCAGUUUCAGCUGGAGUCCUUCCGGUUCCAACCACAGAUUGAUUCCCAGCAGCUCUACAUAACAUGUCAUCUGAAAGCAUCUGCAGCCUCUUCCCCCAUUGAUGCUGAGAACAAGGCCUGCUCUUUCACAGAUGGCUGGAAGGCUGCUGGUGGGGAUGACCUGGUUUGUGGCUGCUGUGACUCCAGCUGUGCUGUGAGCAAAGCUAGAGAUCUGGACAGUGAUUUAGAUAUGCAGAAGGAAGGUGAAGCUACCUUGGGCCCUAUCAUGGUCCAUGAGUAAUAUUACAAGAAUCUUUCCUAUUUAACUCUUUGAGGAGAAUAAAUCUGUUACAAUGUU
Molecule: messenger RNA, 6826 nt
Organism: Oncorhynchus gorbuscha (pink salmon)
Lineage: Eukaryota; Metazoa; Chordata; Actinopteri; Salmoniformes; Salmonidae
Product: trithorax group protein osa-like
Exons: 13
Coding region: 80-6769 (2229 amino acids)
Biological process (GO): positive regulation of acrosome reaction; egg coat formation; binding of sperm to zona pellucida
Cellular component (GO): extracellular matrix
Molecular function (GO): acrosin binding
Source: RefSeq, a predicted model, not a curated record